Rotaria sordida is the source of this 837-nucleotide messenger RNA. Lineage: Eukaryota; Metazoa; Rotifera; Eurotatoria; Philodinida; Philodinidae. The record is from the annotation of a GenBank genome assembly.
AUGGCAUCUGGUAAUUCAACAUCUUCUUUUCCAAAUACUGUUUUUAUUAAUGAUUCAUCACCACCAGCUACGAUAACAUUCGAUAAUCAACAAUUAAAGUCAAAAUUAAAAUUUGCAAUUUUGGAUGAUAUCGAUCGAAAAAAAGGAUGUGAAGUGAAAGAAGCAGCUGAUGAAAUUAAAAAGUUAUUGAGCAAACGAAUUGAUCGAUACACUGUUGCUGCCCAUGGCAUUACAAAAACACAUCCGGCUGCUUGGUGGUUAACAUUUGGUUUUGCAAAAGAAAUUGUAUCCGGUGAGUCUUACUCAAUCUCUAACUUCGUUUCUUGUCAGAAUUGUUUUAAUACGUAUCGAUAUGGUGUAUCAUCAACUGAAUCCAUUACACGUCAUCGAUGCGAUACAGCAACAUCGUCAUCUGCAUCUACUUCAAAUAAUAAUCAAUCUACAUUAAAUGUCCAUUUUAAUAAAAAUAAAAAACAAUUUCGUGUUUCUGAACAACAAAAUCUUACUAAAUCAUUUUCAUUCUGGAUUUUUGAUAGUUUUCGUCCAAUGUCAAUUAUAGAUGAUCCUAGUCUUCGUGAAAUUUGUACUCACUUUUAUAAUUUAGGAGCAAAAAAUGCUAAUCGUAAUAUGGAUAUAGAAACUUUAUUUCAAUCAAGACAAACAAUUUCUCGAUCUAUCAUUGAUCAAGCUCAUCAUUAUCGUGUAGAAUUAACAGAGCUAAUUAAAGAAUCAAUUCAAAAUAAAUCAUUAACCAUAUCACCAGAUAUGUGGUCAGACCGCUAUCGUCAAAUAUCUUACUUAGAUAUUAAAAGAAGAGAUGAAUCGAUUUGGAAUUGA